This is a messenger RNA of Lecanosticta acicola, 1593 nucleotides long. The record is from the annotation of a GenBank genome assembly. Lineage: Eukaryota; Fungi; Ascomycota; Dothideomycetes; Mycosphaerellales; Mycosphaerellaceae.
AUGUUCACCCAGUCAAACCUCUUGGCCAAAUCUGGUUUGUUCGCCACCUUAGCUACCCUUGCUACUGCUGGUCCGUGUGAUAUCUACGCGUCUGGCAAUACACCAUGCGUGGCUGCUCACAGUCCUGUCCGAGCCCUGUACGACAACUACAGCGGCAGACUCUACCAGGUUAAGCGUGGUUCCGACAACACAACGACUGACGUCGGCACACUCAAGGCCGGUGGGGUUGCAAAUGCGGCAACCCAAGACAAUUUCUGCAGCAGCACAACAUGUCUGAUUUCCAUCAUCUAUGAUCAGUCAGGCCGCAACAACCACCUCACUGCCGCUCCCCCCGGCAGUGCAGCAAGUGGACCGGAUGGUCCAGGUCAGCCUGAUGACCUUACUCUCGCAACCGGCGCUCCUAUUAUGGUCGGUGGUAACAAGGCAUACGGAGUCUUCAUCCAGCCAGGAUCCGGAUACCGUAUCGACAACACCAGCGGCGUAGCCCACGGUGAUGAUCCUGAGGGUAAGCGGAACACACACAUCUUUACCGAAGACAUCGACUGACUUUCCAUUCCAGGCAUGUACGCAAUUGUUGAUGGAACUCAUUACAAUAGCCACUGCUGCUUCGACUACGGUAACGCUGAGUCGGACAACACUGACACCGGAGCGUCGGACGACGGAGCUAUGGAGGCUAUUUACUUCGGUGGUGGUGACGGCAGCGCAAGCUCCGGCUCUGGAAGCGGACCCUGGAUCAUGGCUGACCUCGAGAACGGUCUCUUCUCUGGUGUCAAUGCUGGCAACAACCAAAAUGACCCAACCAUCACCAACCGUUUCACUACUGCCAUUGUGAAGGGCCGACCGCACAACUGGGCAAUCCGCGGUGGCGAUGCGACCACGGGUGCACUCUCCACCUUCUACAAUGGUUCUCGUCCCAAUCCAGACGGAAACAAUGACUACGACCCAAUGAAGAAGCAAGGCUCUAUUAUCCUCGGCAUCGGUGGCGACAACAGCAACGCAGCUCAGGGCACAUUCUACGAGGGUGUCGUCACCUCCGGCUUCCCGUCUGAUGCUACCGAGAACCUAGUCCAACAGAACAUCGUGGCCGCCAAGUACUCUACCACUGCCCUCACCACCGGUCCGGCCGUCAACGUUGGCUCUUCCAUCUCUUUCCGCGUCACAACUCCUGGCUACACCAACCGCUACAUCGCCCACACCAGCGACGUCGUCAACACUCAAGUUGUCUCCUCGUCAAGCAGCAGCCAGCUCAAGGGCGCUGCCAGCUGGAUCGUCCGCACUGGUCUCGGUAACAGCCAGUGUGUCUCCUUCGAAUCGAAGGACACUUCCGGAAGCUACAUGCGCCACAGGAACAGCCAACUGCACGUCGACAAGGACGACGGAACCAAGCUGAUGCAUGAAGAUGCCACUUUCUGUCCCGAGGCCGGCCUCAACGGUCAGGGCAACAGCAUUCGCUCCUGGAGCUAUGCCACUCGCUGGAUGCGACACUAUAACGCCGUGGGCUACGUUGCGUCCAACGGUGGACCCAAUCCUUUCGACACACCGGUCAGUUACAACAACGAUGUGUCGUUUGUUAUUGGCAACAGCUUCGCUUGA